AUGGCAGACAAAGACGCCUGUCCCGUCGAUCACAAAUCCCGCGAAGCAUGGCUCGCCCAAGCCCGUGAAGCCGAAGCCGCAAAAGCAAAAGCAGCUGGAUGUCCAGUCGACCACACAGCGCAAGCACAGUCGAAAUCAUGGUCUCAAACAUUCUCGUCAUAUCUCCCAUGGUCCUCGAGCAGACCUACACCGCCGCCUACACAAAUUCCUUCGAACGAUGGUCUAGAUACUGAUCGCGUUGUAUCCACAAUUCCACGUACCUCUGGCGGACCUGCGGCGUGUCCGGUCGAUCAUGGAAAGGAACCUGCGAAGCCUGCGAAUCACGAAAUGGAGACUGGUUUAGAUCCCUCUGGAAAUUGGGUUUAUCCUUCGGAGAAGAUGUUUUUCGAUGCGAUGAAGCGGAAGGGUUACGAUGCGAGGGUAGCGGACAUGAAGACUGUUGUGCCGAUUCACAAUGCUGUUAAUGAAAGAGCUUGGAAGGAGAUCAAGGAGUGGGAGGCGCCGUACCUCAAGGGCACAAAAUGCGAUGGCCCCAAGCUCGAAUCUUUUGCCAACAAGAUGGAUCGCAUGACUCCCACCGCUCGCUUCAAUACUAUACUCGGCUACACGGCGCCUUUCGACCGGCACGAUUGGGUUAUCGACCGAUGCGGUACGAGGGUUGACUACGUUAUCGACUUUUACGCCGGACGACCAGAUGGAAAAGGCGGGCCUAGCUUCUAUCUCGAUGUGCGGCCGAAGCUGAAUACAUGGGAGGGCGUUAAGAUGCGAGCCAAGAGGUGGGCAUUCCUUGCAUAG
Messenger RNA from Fusarium musae, 795 nucleotides. RefSeq lists its product as uncharacterized. The transcript has 2 exons. The record is from RefSeq and is a predicted model, not a curated record. Gene Ontology annotation, molecular function: holocytochrome-c synthase activity. The coding region runs from base 1 to 795 and encodes 264 amino acids. NCBI's taxonomy places the organism in Eukaryota, Fungi, Ascomycota, Sordariomycetes, Hypocreales, Nectriaceae. Gene Ontology annotation, cellular component: mitochondrion. Gene Ontology annotation, biological process: cytochrome c-heme linkage.